Mugil cephalus (flathead mullet) is the source of this 3836-nucleotide messenger RNA. RefSeq names its product ajuba LIM protein (gene ajuba). The coding region runs from base 1180 to 3366 and encodes 728 amino acids. Gene Ontology annotation, cellular component: transcription regulator complex; adherens junction; nucleus. The record is from RefSeq and is a predicted model, not a curated record. Lineage: Eukaryota; Metazoa; Chordata; Actinopteri; Mugiliformes; Mugilidae. Gene Ontology annotation, biological process: positive regulation of miRNA-mediated gene silencing; cytoskeleton organization; response to hypoxia. The transcript has 8 exons. Gene Ontology annotation, molecular function: transcription corepressor activity.
CAACUCGACGUAGUUGUAAAAAGAGGGGGAGGUAAGUAAUUAUUUAGGGGGAAGAAAGAAAGAAACAAAGUUGUCGACCGUGCAAUGCACACGGGGAGGGAUUUUAUUUAUUUCGAGCGACUCGCCUUAGUCUAGCACCGGUCUGCUGGAGAUGGAAGAGUAACGGCGCGCCGGUUUCCCCUCCUCGUUUCCUCCUCUCUCUCCAAACUUCUCCGCUACUAUUUGGCCGAGUCCCGGACGGAGUUUCUCCUUUGAAAAACGGGAAUGAUAGAAGCGGUCGAGCGCAGGCGGAUGGACGGACGAGCGGACGGAGGAGUCUGAGCCAGUGCCUUGUGUGUUUUGUGUUGCCUCGGUUAAAGGUAAUCGUGUGGUUUUGUUUCUUUCUUUUCCAUUUUUCUUUUUUUCUUUCCGCGCACACUCAUUCCCGGGAUGAAUGGCAGAAGUCGGACUUGUUUUGUCGUCUCCCCCGGACCCUCAUGAAGCGGUGAUAUAGUUUGUGCGUCCCGCUGGAGCUGCCCGCUUUGUGCCGCUUCAAAAGGAGAAUUCAAACGGAGACAGAGAGACAGAGAGAGAGAGACACCCCCCCACACACACACUCAGCACUGGAUCACCACGACAUCAAAGCGACUUUUCUGAACUACACUUCAGACGAAAACGGAGAAGAUGCAGAUGUGGAGCCGCGUGAGGGUCCACAAAGGAGGCCCUCCGCGACUAUAGGUCACACAGAAGUGUCCUGGAUGCAUGUCCGUCCUGCUUCCUGGCUGGGCUGACUUGGACUCUCAGUAAUUGUCUUAAUAAUCCCAUGGAUUCUUCCUCGCCUCAGCCUACCUGUUCUUGUGGGGCUUCCACAUGAGGGCGAACCGGAUGACUCAGAGGACUUAAGUCAUGUAACCACUCUGAAAUGUCUUAAAAAGUCUUAUUUAUCUGUUGUGUAUUUAUUGUGUGUGUGUAUAUAUAUAAGCGGUCCUCUUUUCGUAGCUCUGAGCUAGAUUCAAGGCUGACGUUUCAACUAGGGAAAAACUGUAGAUUUACUUUCCUGCUGUACAUCUACCUACACUGUAUUCGAGAACAUUCGUUUGAAAGGGAGUUUAUUAUUAUUAUUAUUAUUGUUAGUUUUAUUGUUUCUUUUUACAAGACUUUGCCCAGGCAGGUAAAAAAGAAACACAACGAGGCUUCAUCAUGGACAGGCCGAUAAGCAAGUUACUGGAGAAGUUAAAGCUGACGGACUCGGGCAGUGUGAAAUUCAACAGUUCGAAGAAAAAGCACGACUCUGCCAGCAACUCCAACAACAGCAACGCCAACGCUGGCGUCUCCGGAGGCGGCGGCGGAGGGGGCAGCGGUCUGCCACCGGCUCCCAGCUCUGCAGCUGCCUCGCCCUCGAGACCCGGCCAGUUCCCGCUUGCCUCCGCAACCACAAGUGAUCCAUGUGUUCCAGCGAGUGGUAGAGGAGGAGGCGGAGGAGGAGGGAUGGGAAUGGGAAUGACUUCCUCUCAGCUACUCACCUCACCAUCUUCUUCCUCCGCGGCGGGCGCCGCGCCUCCGGAUGGCGAGCCGCCGCUUCACCCCUCCACCUUGGCCCCGCUGAGGCGUCCCUCCCCCCAGCAGCGGGCGUCCUGUUACCUGGGCGAAGGCGUGGAUUCCCACCUGAGGCGCGAGUCCGGCCUCGGCCCCGACUGCGACGCCCUGGGAGCGUUCGGCUCCAAGUCGUCCCUCAACCAGCGGCGCUACUCCCUGGAGCUCCAGCAGCUGGUCAGGCGGCAGCAGCUCCUCUCGCAGCCGCCCCCCCUCUCCGCCCCUCCGCCUUACCCCACGACCGCGGGGUACGGGUCGGCCCCCAGGGGCGGCGGCGGCGGUGGCGGCGGCCUGGCGGAGCCGGGCUACCUCUCUGAGCCCGAGAGGCACAAACGCUUCUCCCUCCAGGAGGCCCUGUUCUACAAACGCCUGAGCACGGGCAGCGAAGUGUGGGACAGCCCCAGGCCGGCGUCCCUCUCUCACCCGCCGCACCGGCCGUCGGACAUGACCGGGGGGAACAUAGGGGGGGCGUUCUUUUACCCCCCGGGGCCAACCUUGAGCCCGUGCUCGUCGUUCAGCCUCCAGGAGUCGGUGCUGGUCAGCCCCAGGUCCAGCUUCGCCUCCAGCACGGCCAGCGGCGGCGGCGGCGGGAGCCCCAUGGGGAGCCGCUGCAGCAGCAACCGGACCAGCGGCAUCAGCCUGGGCUACGACUCCCGCUACUCGGCGUCCGGGGGCCUCCCCCCGCAGCAGCAGUCGCCCUCCAUGCAGACGGGAGGCUCGGCGCCCGGUUACGGAGCCCUGGGCAGGGCCGGGGUCGCCUCCGUCGAGGCCUGGACUCAGUACCUGGAGGGGGGGAUGCGUCCGGGCGCGCAGGACAGCCGCCACUCGUACCCGCCCGCGGUCGGCAGCCCGGCAGCGACCUGCUACCAGGCGGGUCCGGAGUGGUGGGAUGAGCAGCAGGCUGGGGUCAGGGGCAAAGAGGCAAGCGGGAUGGGAGAGAGGGCCCGGUACUCGGACCUGCCCGGCACCCGGUACCAGGAGGAGCUGACCCACCUCCUGCUGAGGGACGCGGCCGUGGAAGGCGGGGGCCUGCUGAAGGGCCUGAUGCUGAAGGAGCAGUCUCUGACGUCGUCCCUUUCCAAACCGGGAACCGCGACGAUGUCCUCGGCCGUGGGUCCAGGGAAACCUCAGGAGGACCCUGGAGUUGGGGCCGGGGAAAACCGUCAGGAAUUCUUUGGAACCUGUGUGAAGUGUGGGAAAGGCGUGUACGGGGCGGAUAACGCCUGCCAGGCCCUGGACAACCUCUAUCACACUCGCUGCUUCACCUGCGUGUCCUGUGGGCGCACGCUGAGAAACAAGGACUUCUACAACGUCAGUGGCUCUGUGUACUGUAAAGAGGAUUACAUGUUUUCGGGAUUCCAGGCCGCCGCCGAGAAGUGUAGCGUGUGUGGCCACCUCAUCCUCGAACAGAUCCUGCAGGCCCUCGGGAACUCGUACCAUCCGGGCUGUUUCCGCUGCGUGGUGUGCUCCAAGGCUCUGGACGGGGUCCCUUUCACUGUGGACCAAAACAGCAACAUCUACUGCGUGGCAGACUACAACAAGACUUUUGCCCCGAAGUGCGCUGCCUGUUUACAACCCAUCUUACCUACUGAGGGCAGUGAAGAGAUCCUCAGGGUGGUGUCUAUGAACAAGGACUAUCACUUCGAGUGCUACCACUGUGAGGAGUGUGGUAAGCAGCUCUCCGAUAAGCCAGGCUCACAGUGCUUCCCUCUGGACUCUCAUCUCCUGUGCCACUCCUGUCACAUGAGCAGAGUGUGCAGCACACACAACAUUCCCCCUCACAACACACACUGACCGGCCUCUACGUAGCUGUGGGUUCAAUAAAAAAGAAAAGAAAAGCUGGUCUUAAUAUGCUUCUGCUGUCGUAGGUCUUCUUCUUCCACAUGAAACUGCUGACGUUCGAGACAUUUCCACGAGUUCACUGUCAUUUUGUCUUCGAUCGGUCCCUUCUGUCACGUGUACUGCCUGCUGUACUCCUGGCACUACUGCUGUACCACAGUUAAAAGGGAACAAAAGAAACUACUGCUUUUUUUUUUUUUUUUUUAACCCCAGUGUUGUUACUGUUUGCUUUGGAAGAACAAGGGAAUUUGCUGAACUGUUUUGUACAUACACUAUUGCUAGCAAACAUUUGCACUUAAAAUUUGAUUUUACUGUAAGAGAUUUGUGAAUCUGUACACGUUCUGGGGGGAAGAAAAAAAACAUUUUACAUUACUGUAUUUUUUUUUUUUUUGUAUGUUGAAAUAAAUGUUUUCGUUUCAGCUCAG